Messenger RNA from Neltuma alba, 1812 nucleotides. RefSeq names its product terpene synthase 10-like. NCBI's taxonomy places the organism in Eukaryota, Viridiplantae, Streptophyta, Magnoliopsida, Fabales, Fabaceae. The record is from RefSeq and is a predicted model, not a curated record. Gene Ontology annotation, molecular function: terpene synthase activity; magnesium ion binding. The transcript is spliced from 6 exons. The coding region runs from base 1 to 1812 and encodes 603 amino acids. Gene Ontology annotation, biological process: diterpenoid biosynthetic process.
AUGGCUCUCCCCAGACUAGCCUCAUUCCCAAAUUGCAGUCUCUUCAAAGUGCUCUCGCCAUCAAAAACAAAAUCCUCAGUGUUCGCUGUUAAAUGUAAUACUUCCUUUACUACUCUUCAUUUCGUUUCUGAUCAAAACAACGCCAAUCUUCGCCGAUCUGCAAAUUAUCAACCUUCAAGUUGGAGUUAUGAACUUAUCCAGUCAAUCACUAGUGAAUAUGGGAAAGAAUCAUAUGCAGAAGAAAGAGAUGAACUGAAAGCGCAAGUUAGAAAGAUGAUUUCCCAACUCACAAAUGAUUUGGACAAACUUGAAUUCAUAGAUGGGUUGCAAAAGCUGGGAGUGUCUCACCAUUUCGUCCAUGAAAUAAGAGACAUGCUGCAACAUGUGUACGCCCAGAAUUAUGAAGACAGAUUGAAAACUAAGUCUGAUGACUUACACACCAUUGCUCUUCAAUUCCGAAUCUUAAGGCAACAUGGAUUUGAUGUGUCAUCAGAGGUUUUUAGAAGUUUUCAAGAUGAGAAAGGGAAUUUUGAUUUGGAUGAUACAAAGGGAAUUCUAUCAUUGUACGAAGCAUCGUUUCAUUCAAUGGAAGGUGAAACUAUACUUGAGGAAGUUAGAGAUUUUUGCAGUAAUUAUCUGAAACAAUUUGUGAAGAAGGAGGAGAAAGAUAGUGAUGAUAUAUCAGCAAUGAUCAGUCAUGCACUGGAGAUUCCCCUACACUGGAGGAUUCCCAGACUUGAAGCUUCAUGGUUCAUUGACUUAUACCAGAAAAGCAAUGAUGUGAGCCCUGCCUUGCUUAAGCUUGCUCGUUUGGAUUUCAAUGUUGUCCAAGUCACCCAUCAACAAGACUUAAAAUAUACAUCAAGAUGGUGGAAAGAAAUGAGAGAUGGAGAAAAGCUGAGCUUUGUAAGGGACAUGCCAACGGAAAACUUCUUUUGGGGUGUGGGAAUGGCUUCCCAACCUGAGCUUUCAUAUUUCAGAAGAGAGAUGACUAAGAUCACUUCCUUCAUAACCAUCAUAGAUGAUAUUUAUGACGUUUAUGGCACAUUGCAAGAACUUGAACUCUUCACUCAUGUGGUCCACAGAUGGGAUAUACAUGCAAUGCACACUCUUCCAAGUUACAUGAAAAUAUGUUUUCUUGCACUCUAUAAUUCUGUCAAUGAGGUAGCUUUUGCCAUCCUCAAACAUACAGGCAUCGACAUCAUCCCUUACCUCAAGAAAGUGUGGGGCGAUCUCUGUGAAUCAUAUCUGAUAGAAGCAAGGUGGUACAACAAUGGGCACGUGCCAAGCAUGCAAGAAUAUUUAGAUAAUGCAUGGAUUUCAGUGGGAGGGGCUGUGGCUCUAGUUCAAGGUUACUUUCUGCAGAUUCCAGAUUCAAUUAGGCCCCAGGAUCUGGAGUAUUUAAAAGAAUACCCCAAUAUUAUUCGCCUUUCUUCCACUAUUGUACGACUUGCCAAUGACCUUGCAUCACACAAGAUUAUUAAUAGUGAUGCUUCAUCAAAGUCAUCAUCAAGUGGUGGGUUUGAUAGUGACAUUCCCAAGUCACUAAGAUGCUACAUGAACGAAACUGGAGCUUCUGAACAAGAGGCUUAUGAAUAUGUCUACACUUUGAUGUGCCAAACUUGGAAGAAGAUGAACGAAGCAGUGCAUAAUUCUGAAUUCUCUCAAAGUUUCACAGAAAUUGCUGUCAACCUUGCAAGAAUGGCUCAAUAUAUGUACCAACAUGGAGAUGGUCAUGCUGAAGAUUCUCAUACUAACCUUCGUAUUCUUUCCUUGCUUCACCACCCAAUUCCUAUUACAUCUACACGCUAG